Molecule: messenger RNA, 2953 nt
Organism: Octopus bimaculoides (California two-spot octopus)
Lineage: Eukaryota; Metazoa; Mollusca; Cephalopoda; Octopoda; Octopodidae
Product: tectonic-1
Biological process (GO): cilium assembly
Source: RefSeq, a predicted model, not a curated record
GCAGUCAAUAAAAUCAAACGCGGCGGUCACUGACAUGUAUUGUUUAAUAUGCACGUGGAAAUGUUUUCUAUUUGUGUUAUUUCUUCAUCAAAUUUUAUCACAAGUUACCAAUGACACAAAUAGCACCACUUCAUCAAUUACGACACUUAGUUCUGUUACUAAAAGGGCUGUUACACAGCCAGUGACCAAGUCAGUUACGAAAUCACCGUUACCAACGCAACCACCGACCGACAUUCCGCCAAAUACAGAUGUUGGUCCCUGUCCUUGUGAUCUGACUGCCCAUGGCUGUGAUGUAAAUUGUUGCUGUGAUUCUGACUGUUCUCCAGAUGACCAAAAGGCUUUUUCUCAUUGCAUAGCUUUUAAUCCUAUAAUUGAUGACCGGUUGUGCUUUCCUGAAAACCUUAUGACAGUUAAUGUCUAUUUUAAAACUAAUGUUUCUGAUGAUGGAAUUCUCUGUAUUUAUUACGACAACAAAGCUGAACGGAACUUUUACAAAAAUCCCAAGCUUGUUACCACUGAAGAAAUGUUCUUGGAGUAUGAGAAAAAAUAUUCAGGUCCAUCAUAUAAGGUAGAAGCACCGAAAGCACCUCCAUUUGGAAACUUUUACAAAAGUGGCAACAGCAUUUAUAUAUUGGGUUCUGACUAUGUAGCCAGUUAUUUCACUCUACCAACUACACUGGCUUCAGAAUUUUGUGUUGAUGACAACCCUGCUGCUUAUUUAGUUGACAAAACACAACAGUGUGUCAGAGAUCUGAAAAAUUUGGAUGAAGAAUGUGAGAUUUCUCCAAGAAUCUCUGCUUACUCUUAUUUUGAAGACUUCAAGAUUGUUGUAACACCAAAGGUUUUCAAAGAAUCGUUUUUGAAAAUGUUAUUGAACAAAACUGCAAGCUCUAGAAGCAAGUCAGGUAAUAAGUUGGGUUUUGACUUAUACAACAGCAAGUAUGCAAUUGCCAUAUCCAAUAUCACCUUGUGCAGUGACUCUGGUUGCUUCAAUCCAUCAGAAUUCAGCAGGUCUGCUAAUCAGUUUGCUCCUAUGUUAUCUGGUUCCAAGUGCAUGAAUGUUGUCAACAAGGUUGUUUAUCAUUUUAUACACAACGGUACAUAUGGUAUUAUUUCAGUCCGUGUGGCUCUAAAUUUGAUUGAUUUGACACAAUCUGAUUUACCUUUUACUCAAACGUUUUCCACAGAAUUUCAAGAGUUGGAGGCAGAAGAUAAUGCAUAUUUCAAGAGGAGUGGUAACCCUGGUUACAUAAGGGGUGAACCAUUAUUAGCUGGAACUAAAAUUAAUUUGCCAACAGGACGUUCCAUAAUUAACUUAAGCUCUGAUCGAACCAAUUGGCUUACAAUUCCACAACCUUCACCUGAUGGUUCCUGCUCUGGUAAAAGUCGAGUUCCUGUUACUUUUGGUGUUGAUAUGCGAUCUGGUUGUUUCUUAAAAUUAAAACUAUCUGACCUCAGUAUUCAGUGCAAAAACCUUGAAGGAAUGAGCAAUAUUCUGUGGCAACAAAAUGCCACCCAUGUAGCAACAUUUGGUAACUCCCCAGUUGAGUUUGUUGCUGACUGGUUGACAAUAUUUGAACAGAAUAAACCUCCACAGCCUCAGUUUGAAGCACCAGACCAAUGCACCCAAGUUGUUACAGGAAUGCAGAUACAAGUAUUAUAUGCUAAAGUUGGAUCCAUUAAUAAUCCUCAGCCAAAGAUUAUUGGGGUUUCUUUAACCUAUGAAAAACCAAAGACAAUAUCAUUACAGUGUAAUAACCUCAUAUGUGAUCCAACAAACUAUGAUAAAGAGUACAGGAUUGAACUGGUAACGUCUGUAGCAUUUCAAGAUGUCUCUGAGCCAGCUUUGAAGUAUUUUACAAGACCUCCCCCACAAGAGGGUGGAUUACCAUUUGAUUUCUUCUAUCCUUUUUAUUCAAAUGGUUCAGUAAAGAACUAUGAGUCACUGAAUAAUAAUAACAACAACAACAUUGAAAAAUACUUCAAGAAUGAGAACCCAGGUUCGAAAUUUCCCCAAGACACCUGAUGAAGGCUGGAGGGUAUAUCAGCUGAAACGUGUUAAUAACAAACAAGAUGAGGACACAUAUCCGUCAAUUGUAAAUAAUGUAAAUAAUUCUUCAUCUCUUAAAUAUAAAACUGAAAUAAGCAUUACAUUUGAUUGAGUAAUCUGAAUGUUAAUGGGUUAAAGUUUUCUAGCUUUUGGGAGGCCCAACUUCGCAUAUAGGACCCAGGAAUAUAUUUUGAGACUUUUUUUUUUUUAAAUGUGUGUUUUAUAUGCCACCAAAUAUGAUAUUGAUCCCUAACUCUCUCUCUCUCUCUCUCUCUCUCUCUCUCUAUCUCUCUCUCUCUCUCUCUCUCUCUCUCUCUCUCUCUCUCUCUCUCUCUCUCUCUCUCUCUCUCUCUUCCAUUAAAUGCCGUCCAUCAGACACAAUGAACAGUUCCCAAUGUUUGCUUGAGUUUGAAGCAUAAAUGUGGUCUGUACAGGUGUGUUUUUCAGCAUGUGUGUGUGCAUGUAUGCACAUGUGUGUGUAUAUAUAUUUAUGUGUGGGUGUGUUGAGGCAGCGAGCUGGCAAAAUCAUUAGCAUGCCAGGCGGAAUGCUUAGCGGUGUUUCAUCUGUCACUACGUUCUGAGUUCAAAUUCCAUUGGGGUUGACUUUGCCUUUUAUCCUUUCGGGGUUAAUUAGAUAAGUACCAGUUACGCACUGAGGUUGACGUAAUUGACUUAAACCCUUCCCCAAAAUUUGAGGCCUUGUGCUUCCAGUAGAAAGGAUAUCUGUGUGUGUGUAUAUGUAUCUGUCUGUAUAUGUAUAUGUGUGUGUGUGUGUGUGUAUAUAUAUAGUUUACAAUUUAAAGAAAAAAUCCAGGAGAAUAUUACAAGGUAGCUAAUUGUUGCUUAAGUGUCCCAGGAUUUAAAACAUGUAGAAGAAUUCAAGAUAUAAAUGGUUUAAAAACA